AUGCUGCACCUACUGCUGUGCGCAGCAUUCUUCCUCCAGUAUGCGGUAGCACUCCCCGAAACCAUCGACCUUGGCUAUGCCCGGUACCGGGGGAAAAACAUUGGAAGUAGUGUCUUGCGCUGGGCAGGCAUGCGUUAUGCGCGCAGUCCAUCCCGAGUAGACGGACUGCGCUUCGCUGCACCGCAGGACCCUAUUGAUGAGCGCAAUGUCGUUGACGCAACAAAGUUUGGACCUCUCUGCAUUGGCGCUGGAACCAGUCUAAAAGCCGAGUUCGGAGAGGAUCAUUCAGAAGAUUGUCUGUUCAUCAACGUAUUUGCGCCAGCAAAAGCCACGAACACAAGCAACCACCCAGUCUAUGUUUUCAUACAAGGUGGCGGCUUCAGUUUCAACGGCAAUGCGAACUACAAUGGCGCGGAUCUGAUUGAUGCCAGCAACGACAGCCUUGUAAUCGUCAACUUCAAUUACCGAGUCGGACCUUACGGGUUCCUUGCUGGCCGGGAACUUGCUGCGAACAAGAGCAUGAGCCUGAACAAUGGGCUCAAGGAUCAAAGACUGGCUCUCAAGUGGGUGCAAAAACAUAUCCAAAAGUUCGGCGGCGACCCAGGCCACGUUACUCUCGGUGGGGCCAGUGCUGGUGGAGGUUCAGUUGUUCUCCAAUUGACAGCGUUCGGCGGCCGGGACGACAAGCUGUUCCACGCAGCAGCAGCAGAAUCCCCCGCGUUUCCGCCUCUCCGUGACGUCGAGAACAGCCAAUGGCAGUACGAUGCUUUAUUGAGGGAGACAGGCUGCGCAGACCUCCCAUGCAUGGCAGCUCUGGACGCUGUCGCCUUUCAAACAGCGGUCCGAACAUUGAAGAGACCAUUUCCAGGUGCCAAGAACCCUCCCAUCUACUUUUGGAACCCAACCUUGGAUUACGACUUCGUCCGCGACUAUACCUUCAAUGAACUCAAAGCCGGCCACUUUGUCAAAGUGCCCACCAUCUUCGGCGACUCGACUAAUGAAGGUACCAUUUUCACGCCUAGCAACAUCAUGUCACUUUCUCGCGCUCAGGAGUUCAUCAAGGAUCAGUUUCCAAGUGUCGACUGGCGCCAGAUCCGCCGGGCUUGGAAAACACCCGCGGAUAUAGUUCAGGACCCUCGCUGGAGGACGCUGGCAUCGGACGUCUACGGACACAUUCGUUACAAUUGCCCCUCCCUCAACAUAUCCUCCACCUACGCCCUGAACAACACAAACCCAACAUGGCAAUACCGGUGGAACGUUGGCGGCGCAUCGCACGUCGGCGAACUGAUGCCCAUCUGGAACAACGCAAGCUCCGCCGCUGGCAUGUUUAUACAAGCUUACUGGGCGAGCUUCAUCAAGAGCUACGAUCCGAACAAACAUGCAUCAGAGUACCUCUUAGCCAAAGGUCAGAAGCUAGAGCGCCCUGACUGGCACGAGUUCGGCACCAGCGAUGGAAAGCGGCUGGCGUUCAAUGACGAAAACAAAGUCAACAUGGAGGAGAUUCCAGAGGAAGAAUGGAACCGAUGUGAUGUCGUCGACGACAUGGGACUGCAAUUAAAACAGUAA
Messenger RNA from Cucurbitaria berberidis CBS 394.84, 1566 nucleotides. RefSeq names its product alpha/beta-hydrolase. The transcript is spliced from 2 exons. The coding region runs from base 1 to 1566 and encodes 521 amino acids. Lineage: Eukaryota; Fungi; Ascomycota; Dothideomycetes; Pleosporales; Cucurbitariaceae. The record is from RefSeq and is a predicted model, not a curated record.